AUGGUUCGAAAACUAAAGCAUCACGAGCAAAAGCUCCUCAAGAAGGUUGACCUAUACACCUACAAAUCCGAUGCCAACCACCGUGAAUCCACCAUCCGUCGUCGCUACCACCUCCAAGACCCCCUAGACUACAAAAAAUACAAUGCCCUCUGCGGCUCCCUGCGCCAGCUAGCCCAUAAAUUAGCUGCGCUAGACCCAGAUUCGGAUCCCGUUCGCAAACAGCUCGAGUCGCAGAUGCUAGAAAAAUUAUGGUCGAUGGGCAUAUUAAAGCAGAAUCGCGAACAGGGGGCCGGGUUGAGUAAGGUUGAGAGGGAAGUUACUGUUAGUACCUUUGCGAGGAGGCGGUUGGGUGUAGUCAUGGCUCGGAAUGGGAUGGUGGAGAGUGUUCCUUCGGCUGUCAAAUUCAUCGAGCAGGGUCAUGUUCGUGUGGGCACUGAAGUGGUCACGGACGCUGCCUUUUUGGUGACGAGAAACAUGGAAGACUUCGUCACAUGGGUCGACUCGAGUAAGAUCAAGCGGAAUAUCCUACGGUACCAGGAGAAGCUGGACGAUUUCGAUUUACUAUGA
Molecule: messenger RNA, 567 nt
Organism: Arthroderma uncinatum
Lineage: Eukaryota; Fungi; Ascomycota; Eurotiomycetes; Onygenales; Arthrodermataceae
Exons: 3
Coding region: 1-567 (188 amino acids)
Biological process (GO): rRNA processing
Cellular component (GO): Mpp10 complex; small ribosomal subunit; small-subunit processome
Molecular function (GO): structural constituent of ribosome; rRNA binding; snoRNA binding
Source: RefSeq, a predicted model, not a curated record